AACUUAAUAAUUCCCUUGAUCUUACGUUAAACCCAGAACGACAAGGGCAUCGUCACGCUGCUUCCUGUCGCUCGAACAAUUUUUGCAGGGAGAUCUUUCGCAGAUUCAGAAUAUUCAUCUGUGUUUGCUAUCAGAGGGAUUGUCAAAACAUCAGAAAUUUAUUUGCUGCUGAGAACCGAGGGACGUGAUGGCAGGACAACUGCCUGGGUAUCCUUCUCAUCAUAAAGCUCAAAGUAUUGCAUUGAGUAAGUACCUGCAAGAAGACCCUCAAAGUUUGAGGAGAUGGUAUUUCUCUAGAGAAGAAAUUGAAAACCAUUCUCCAUCAAGGAAGGAUGGCAUUGACUAUGAGAAAGAAUCAGGUUUACGGAAACUGUACUGCUCAUUCUUGCAAGAGCUUGGGAUAGAGCUUAAAGGGCCUCAAGUGACAAUUGCAACUGCAAUGCUAUUGUGUCAUCAGUUUUAUAUGCGCCAAUCUCAUACAAAGAAUCACUGGCAGAUUAUUGCUACUGCGUGCAUGUUCCUUGCCUGCAAAGUAGAAGAAACUCCGCGCUGGCUUUCAGAUCUUGUUGUUGUUUCAUACAAAUUAAUAUACAAAUGGGAUCCUUCUGCCCCACAAAGAAUCAGAGAUAAGGAAGUUUAUGAUAAGCAUAAAGAAUUAGUUUUAGCUGGUGAGCGACUUCUAUUGUCGACUGUUGCUUAUGAGCUCAAUAUCGAACAUCCUUACAAGCCACUUGUUGCGGCUAUAAAGAGGCUGGAAAUCUCUCAUAAGGAGCUUGCUAAAGUUGCAUGGAAUUUUGUGAAUGAUUGGCUUCGAUCAACACUGUGCUUACAGUACAAGCCCCACUACAUUGCUGCUGGUUCUUUGUUCCUUGCUGCAAAAUUUUUAAAGGUGAAGCUUCCAACAGGAAAGGGGAAAACCUGGUGGAUGCAAUUUGAUGUCUCACCAAAGCAAUUAGAAGAUGUUGUUCAGCAAAUGCUCCGUUUUCUGGAGAAUCACGGUCAAGCAGUACCACCAAAAUGCGGUAGAUCUACUGAAUCUAGACCUGCAAUUGGAAAAGGUGUGUCUUGUAACACAGAGUCGUGUAUUUCAAGUGGUUCAAUUAUUGCUCCAGCUGCCAGUAGUACAGCAACGGUGGAUACAGGUGGGCUUCUAAAAAAUGCAAUUUCCGGAAAUGGCAAUGGACAUUUAAGCACUGUUGGUGAUUCUCUCAAACAGAAAUAUCAGAAACAAGCAGUACCAUUACCAUCUGGUAGGCCUACUGAAUCGAGACGUGCUCUUGGGAGAGACGUAUCUAGAACCAUCGAGUCAUGUGUUUCGAGUGGUUCAGUUGCUGGUCAGGAUUGCAGCAGUUCAGCAAUGGCGGAGACUGGGCAACUCCCAAAAAGCGUGAUUUCCAAAAACAGCACUGCACAAUCAAGCAUCACUAUUGAUUCAGCCAAAGAGAAUAAUCAGAAAAAAGAGCUUCUGUCAAUGUGUGGUGGAUCUACUCAAUCAGAAGCUGUGUCUCAUAGCAAAAAGCCAUGCAUUUCAAGUAGUUCAGUUAUUGCUCAGGAUUCUAGCUGUACAUCAACGGUGCAGACUGGAGUGCUUCCUAAAAGUGCGAUCUCCAGAAACAGCAGUGAACCGUCAAACGCUGUUGUUGAGUCUAUCUACGAGAAGGAGCAUUUGGAUAUUAGUGAUUGUGGUAGUGCAAAUAGUGUAGUUGAGGAUGGUAGCAGUGAGCCUAGAAUGGGACAGGCCAAACAAGAACCUUGCAACACUGUUUCUGCUGAAGAGCCCAAGAGGAAGAUAGAUGUUCAUCGUAUCAAAGAGACACUAAAGAGGAGAAAAUUGGACAAAACUAUGCACAAGAAAGUAGAGAUGGACGAUGAGAUAGACAGUGAGGCGUGGAUUGAGAGAGAACUUGAAAAACCUUGCAACAUUGUUUGUGCUGAAGGCCCCAAGAGGAAGAUAGAUGUUCAUCGUAUCAAAGAGACACUAAAGAGGAGAAAAUUUGACAGAACUACACACAAGAAAGUAGUGAUGGGCAAUGAGAUAGACAGCGAGGCAUGGAUUGAGAGAGAACUUGAAAAUCUAGAAUAGACCCUGAUUUGAAAUGUACAUGUAAGCACGACAAGGGAAAAGCCCUGGUUUAGAAUGUACACGUAAGCAGAACAAGAGUAACGUACAGAUUGAGUUCUAUGAGGAAAUCAAUAUAUAUUACUUGCUGAAAAUGCAUUUGUGAAGUUUCCUUGAUCGAAGUCUUUGUGAUUGCAAUAACACUUAAACUUUCUAUUGUUAAUAUUGGGUAUAUACUUUGCACAUCAGUGCAGUCAAGAUUGAAAUGGUGCCUUGGGUUUCUUCCCCUGAAUGUUAUAGAAAAUUUGAACAUGUUUCUGGUGAUGAAAUUUAGUGGAAAAAGUUUUAAAGAAUUCCGACAUCUAAAGAUAGCUUUCUGCAACAUGUGAAGCUUUGAUCUAAACAGCCCCUUUUGCAGAAAAUAUUUCUGAAACAGGAGUAUGGACAGUUGGCCCCAUUUGUAAUUGUGAGCCCUAACUCCAUUGUUAGGUUUGGGAAUCCAUUCCCAUGUGAUGAAAUCUGUGAAUGAGCAUACAAAUUAUGGUUUUCCAAGUUCGGUAUAGAUUGCAGUGGAAUGCACAACAUGGGGCAGGAAAUGUGUUACAGACCACCAAAGAAUCCAUGGAACUUAUGUCUAGUUGCCACAGGAGAUGAAGGCAAACUCCCCAGGAAUUCAGGCUUUUAAGAGGCCAUUAUUGUGCAGGGACAAGACACUGGGUCAAACAAACAAGCUAAGGUUUGUCCGACCAAGGAAAAGAAACCUUUCUUACACUCAAUCAUGUGAUGGUAAAAGCCAUAUCAGAGUGAAUUGGAAGGCAGAAAGGGUGAUCUGAGUGUGAUGAUAAGAUUCAAGCGUGCGUUUAUAUAUUCAAGUUGAAUGCAUCUUAUCUUCAAGAUUAGCUGCGGGUAAAAGAAUGGCAAUGAAGAUGAGAUUACUGUUGUGAUGAGUGGAUUUGGGAAAGCAAAGAUGAUGAGAAGAUCAUAGAAUUGAACAUCUAUGGUCCUAGCUAGUGUUGGAUUUCCAUUCACUUAAGCAUAUUAUGUAAACAUGUAUUCUUCCAGACUUCAAAUCCUUUGUCUUCUUCUCUGACUCCUUUUUAAAACCUGCAACUUUAGACCUCCUUUUUAAGGGGCCUUGCCAAAUUUGUGUUACUUUAAGCUGCAUUAUACAAUCCUUUCAUGAAA
Molecule: messenger RNA, 3244 nt
Organism: Ipomoea nil (Japanese morning glory)
Lineage: Eukaryota; Viridiplantae; Streptophyta; Magnoliopsida; Solanales; Convolvulaceae
Product: cyclin-T1-3-like
Exons: 9
Coding region: 188-2083 (631 amino acids)
Biological process (GO): regulation of transcription by RNA polymerase II; positive regulation of DNA-templated transcription, elongation
Cellular component (GO): nucleus; cyclin/CDK positive transcription elongation factor complex
Molecular function (GO): cyclin-dependent protein serine/threonine kinase activator activity
Source: RefSeq, a predicted model, not a curated record